AUGGCAUUCCGUGUUAUGCCUUCUAGAAUCCUCAAGAACCUCCCUUAUAACAUAAGAACGAAGCCCCUCAACACCAUCCACCACUCCCUCUACACCACCAUCGCGCCACCGUCUCCCACUACGGCGACGCUGAGCUUGGAGGAUGCGGAGCAGCUGUUCCGGACGGUGUCGACAGGACAUCUGCUCCGGUCCUCCGCCGUGCAGCAUGCUAUGGCAGUGGGGCCCAUGGUGGACUUGGGAAUGUGGGUGAUGAAGUCAAGGAUGCUACAGAGCGAGGUGAUGAAGGAUCUUGCCAUGGCCGCCAUGCGCCAUACGUUUUACACCCACUUUUGCGCCGGUGAGGAUGCGGUGGCAGCCGGGAGGAGUAUACGGGCGCUGAACGACACCGGGUUGCGUAGCAUGCUGGUUUAUGGGGUGGAAGACGCACACGACAAUGAGGGGUGUGAUAGGAACCUUCAAGGGUUUCUUCACAAUGUUGAUGUUAGCAAAUCACUUCCACCAUCCUCUGUGAGCUUUGUUAUUGUGAAAAUUACUGCAAUAUGCCCCAUGGCAUUGCUAGAAAGAGUUAGUGACCUUCUAAGAUGGCAACAGAAGGACCCUUCAUUUGUUCUGCCAUGGAAGCAAGAUUCCCUCCCAAUUUUUUCAGAAUCUAGCCCUUUGUACCACACGCAGAAGAGACCAGAACCUGUAACCCCAGAAGAAGAGAGUGAUCUUCAACUAGCCAACCAAAGACUCCUUGAACUUGGUCAAAAAUGUGUGGAAGCAAAUAUGCCUUUGUUGGUUGAUGCUGAAUACACUACUGUUCAGCCAGCUAUUGAUUACUUCACAUACUCUUCUGCCAUCAUGCACAACAAGGAUGGCAACCCUGUUGUGUUUGGAACCGUUCAAACAUACUUGAAAGAUGCCAAGGAAAGGUUGUUGCUGACAACAAAGGCAGCAGAAAAAAUGGGAGUUCCAAUGGGGUUCAAAUUGGUAAGGGGUGCUUACAUGUCCGCAGAGGAUAAUUUGGCUGAGUCUUUCGGACAUGCAUCCCCAAUUCACAAUACCAUUCAGGACACACACAAUUGCUUCAAUGACUGCUCAUCAUUUCUGCUUGAGAAGGUUGCUACUGGACCUGGUUCUGUUGUUCUUGCAACCCACAAUAUUGAAUCAGGGAAAUUGGCUGCAGCAAAAGCACAUGAAUUGGGAGUUGGAAAGGUGAACCAGAAGCUAGAAUUUGCACAGCUAUAUGGAAUGUCAGAUGCACUUUCCUAUGGUUUGAGCAAUGCAGGGUUUCAGGUCAGCAAGUAUAUGCCAUUUGGGCCUGUAGAAAUGGUCAUGCCUUACCUCCUUAGAAGGGCUGAAGAGAAUAGAGGGGUCUUGGCUGCUUCAGGCUUUGAUAGGCAACUUGUUAGGAGUUGGGAAGAAGACUCAAAGCUUCAGUGUUCUAAUGCAUACAGCCAUAUGCUGCAGGAUUCUCUGACUUCAAAAAGUGGAAAACUAAAACUUGACUGUGCUAUGUCUCACACCAUGAAGCAGUGGUUUCACCUUGGAAAUUCUCAUGUGAUUGGUGUGAUCUCUUUGAUAAUAAUAUUGGGAGCAGUAAAUGUGAAGGUAGCAGAAUGUAGGGAAUAUAAUGGAUUGAGCAACGUUGAAUACCCUGCCAUAAAUUGCAGAAAACACAGUGCAGUUUUGACAGAAUUUGGUGGGGUUGGUGAUGGAAAAGCAUCGAACACGAAGGUGUUUCGAUCUGCAAUAAGCAAACUGAGCCAAUAUGCUUCUGAUGGAGGUGCACAACUUAUUGUGCCACCUGGCAAAUGGCUAACGGGACCCUUCAAUCUUACAAGCCAUUUCACUCUCUUUCUCCAAAAGGGUGCUGUUCUUCUUGCUUCUCAGGAUGAAUCAGAAUGGCCCCAACUUCCUGUACUACCUUCUUAUGGAAGAGGAAGAGAUGCUCCUGGUGGAAGGUUUAGCAGUCUAAUUUUUGGGACUAACCUCGUUGAUGUUGUAAUAACUGGUCAAAAUGGUACAAUUGAUGGUCAAGGAUCUUAUUGGUGGGACAAGUUCCACAAGAACCAAUUGACUCUCACCAGGCCAUACAUGAUUGAGAUCAUGUACUCUGAUCAAAUUCAAAUAUCAGAUCUCACUUUGGUCAAUUCCCCAAGCUGGUUUGUCCAUCCAAUUUACAGCAGUAACAUAAUUAUAAAAGGGCUUACCAUUCUUGCACCAGUGACCUCUCCCAACACAGAUGGAAUAGACCCAGAUUCAUGUACAAACACUAUGAUUGAAGACUGCUACAUCGUUUCGGGUGACGAUUGCGUUGCAGUAAAAAGUGGGUGGGAUGAGUAUGGAAUUAGAUUUGGAAUGCCAACCCGGCACUUAAUCAUUAGAAGGGUGACUUGUAUAUCGCCAGACAGUGCCAUGGUUGCAUUAGGCAGUGAAAUGUCUGGUGGAAUUGAAGAUGUUAGAGUUGAAGAUCUCACUGCCAUCAACACUGAGUCAGCUGUUAGAAUCAAAACAGCAGUUGGUAGAGGUGGAUAUGUGAAGAACAUAUUUGUCAGAGGAUUGAAGCUGAACACCAUGAAAUAUGUAUUUUGGAUGACUGGGUCUUAUGGAUCACAUCCUGACCCUGGCUUUGACCCCAAAGCACUUCCUAUUAUUUCUGGAAUAAAUUAUAGAAAUGUUGUUGCGAAGAACGUCACAUAUUCAGCAAAACUUGAAGGACUUUCUAAUGAUCCUUUCACAGGAAUCUGCAUUUCUAAUGUGACUAUCCAAGUGAGUGAACAACAAAAGAAGCUUCAAUGGAAUUGCACUGAUGUUGCUGGAGCUUCGAGCAAUGUCACUCCUAACCCCUGUCCAUUGCUGCCACAAAAAGAGAAACUCGUUUGUCCUUUUCCAAAUGACAAACUACCCAUUGAAGAUGUUCAAUUCAAGACAUGUUCCUUGAAAACUGUCUUCUAA
Molecule: messenger RNA, 2940 nt
Organism: Sphenostylis stenocarpa
Lineage: Eukaryota; Viridiplantae; Streptophyta; Magnoliopsida; Fabales; Fabaceae
Source: the annotation of a GenBank genome assembly